AAUUUCCCCACGGCGAGACCAUCACUCUCGAUCGAGCGCCGGUCUCCACCGAGUCAACGACGUCGCCUGCGAGUUCAACACUGACGCUGUAUCAACAUGCGGUGUCACUACGAGGUACUUGGCGUGGAGCGGGAUGCGACAGCUGGAGAGCUGCGCAAGGCCUUCCACAAGCUAGCUUUGAAAUGGCAUCCGGACAAGAUUAAGGACGGCCAGGACGUGGAAGCAGCAACGCAAGUGUUUCAGGAAAUCCAAAGUGCGUACGAAGUGGUGAGCGACCCGCAAGAACGCGCGUGGUACGACGACCAUCGCGAGCAAAUCCUUCGCGGCGACGACGGCACACACCACGAUGGCGACGCUGACGACGACCGAUUCGACGUCAUGCGAUUCUUCAGCACGUCCAUCUACAAAGGCUUCAAAGACGACGACCGCGGCUUUUACUCUGUCUACCGCGGCGUAUUCGAAGAGAUCGAUGCCCUCGACCAAGCCGCGCGCGGCGACUCGACGCCCGCACCUUCGUUCGGUUCCUCCACAUCAGAGGUUCCGCAUGCCUUUUACGACUACUGGCGGUCGUACAUGACCGAUCAGUCGUUCUCAUGGCUCGAUCAGUACAAGACGACGGACGCGCCGAGCCGCGAGAUCCGGCGGCUGAUGGAAAAAGACAACAAAAAGGCGCGGGACACAGGCAAGAAGACGUUCAGCGCCAACGUCCGGGCGCUGGCCGACUACGUCCGGAAGCGGGACAAGCGCAUGAUCAAGCACGUCCAGGAGAAGGAGGCGCUCCGGCUGAGUCAAGCGGCGGACAAGGCGGCGGCGGCUGCGGCGCGCAAACUGGCGUUCGAAGCGGAGAAGGCCGCGUUCCAGGCAUCGUGGGAGGCGGCUGCGACGACGUCAGAGUACGCGGCUGAGACACUGCGGGCCGAGGAAGCCAAGCGCCGCGCCAAGGCGGACGCGAUGGUGCUCGUGUGCCACCUGUGCAAAAAGGAGUUCAAGUCGGAAAAGCAGGCACAAAAUCACCUCAUCUCCAAGAAACAUCGCGACCAAAUGGUGCUGGCAGGGGUUGACCCAAGCCUGCUGGACGAACUGGACGAACUGGACGCCAGAACCCACGACCACAACGAACAGACGACAGCUUCACCAUCCGAACAGACGACAGCUUCACCAGACCAACAGACGACGCCAAAGGUCGUCGUGCUCUUGACGCCAGAAGAAGAGGCCGCCAAGCGCCAAGAGCGCGACGAACGCGAGCGAAAAGCAGCCGACAAACGCCAAGAGCGCAAAGACAAGCGGAAAACCCAAAAGAAAACAAGUGACGGUUCCGUUCCCAUUCCCGUUCCGGCUCUGGGCAAAGCAAAACGAGUUGACGACGACGACGAAUUCCCGUGCGGGAGCUGCGCCAUGGCGUUCCCGACCUUGAAAAUGUUGCAAAAACAUGUGAAAAAAGACAAGCACGAAAUGCCCUGACACACAUUCCUCUGAUGUCGGGCUUAUUCCUCGAUUACCAAGCCCUGGGUGAAGGUACUAAAGGAAUACUACUAGUAAUACUACGGGGGAUGAUCACCACGACAACGUCGUCAUGUGCUUUUGCUGGUGUUGGACCCGGCGAGGACUUUGCGGCAGGGCGUCCGUCGAGCGUCCGUACACAGCUUCCAAGUCGACGAUGAUUUGGGCAUGCGACGAGGUGGCGAUGGCGGCUGGGUCGUACUGGAGGGGCUGGUUGGUCAAUGGAGGAAUUGAAUGUCGUUGGUCUGGGGGAGUGUGGUGGAUCACCCACAAGUGUGGCAGUGGACAUUGGGCGUGUUCGCAGGGCAGCGGCGGCGGGGGGGACGAGGACGUCGAGAGGUACGUCGUCAGUGGGGAGUGGCAUCCACAUGACGCCAUCCUCAACGACGGGUCGGCGGCGGUGCUGACUCGUCGAAGGGUAUGGUAUUGGGAGCGGGAGUGGGGCGUUGCGAACCGCAACGUCACAUGAGCAAGGGCGCGGACGGCUUCCCCCAG
This is a messenger RNA of Aphanomyces astaci, 1995 nucleotides long. RefSeq lists its product as hypothetical. Gene Ontology annotation, cellular component: cytoplasm. The transcript is spliced from 4 exons. NCBI's taxonomy places the organism in Eukaryota, Oomycota, Saprolegniomycetes, Saprolegniales, Verrucalvaceae. Bases 97 to 1461 code for a protein of 454 amino acids. The record is from RefSeq and is a predicted model, not a curated record.